Messenger RNA from Ostertagia ostertagi, 204 nucleotides. NCBI's taxonomy places the organism in Eukaryota, Metazoa, Nematoda, Chromadorea, Rhabditida, Trichostrongylidae. The record is from the annotation of a GenBank genome assembly.
GCUGCCUUCCUCAUUCCUAUGAUAAUUGUGUCAACACGAAAAUUUGCUGCUUUGAAUGCACUUGGAAGUGUGCUUCUGUUGUUGAGUUUCGCCUUUCUAUGGGGACCAUCAGCUUACCUGCAGCAUUUGUUGUCUCCGCAACGACGUCUGGUUACAGUGUGCUAUAUGUCAGCCCUGUUUGCCACCCUCUACUCUUCACUAUGG